Aspergillus nomiae NRRL 13137 is the source of this 1083-nucleotide messenger RNA. Its product is annotated as tryptophan--tRNA ligase MSW1. The record is from RefSeq and is a predicted model, not a curated record. Gene Ontology annotation, molecular function: ATP binding; tryptophan-tRNA ligase activity. Gene Ontology annotation, cellular component: mitochondrion; mitochondrial matrix. Bases 1 to 1083 code for a protein of 360 amino acids. Lineage: Eukaryota; Fungi; Ascomycota; Eurotiomycetes; Eurotiales; Aspergillaceae. The transcript has 5 exons. Gene Ontology annotation, biological process: mitochondrial tryptophanyl-tRNA aminoacylation.
AUGAAAAGCCACCUCCGAAGAUGGAGUAGCUCAGUCACAGCGCAGCCAUCAUCAAUAUCUAGUCAGACUAUAUUUUCUGGGAUUCAGCCAACUGGUGUACCACACUUGGGGAAUUAUCUGGGUGCUUUGCGUGAAUGGGUCAGGCUACAGGAUAAUGCUACCGAGGGGACGAGGUUAUUCUACUCCAUAGUCGACUUGCAUGCCUUGACUAUACCACAAGACAGUUGUCAGUUGAAGAAGUGGCGGAGGGAGGCGUUUGCGACAUUGCUCGCUGUAGGCUUGAACCCCGAUCGCUCAACCAUUUUUUAUCAGUCGGCUGUUCCUGCGCAUACUGAACUAUAUUGGAUCCUAAGUACAGUGGCUUCUAUGGGAUACCUGUCACGGAUGACUCAAUGGAAGAGCAAGUUGCAACUACCAGAAAACACAAACCUGGAGCAUUCGGCUGCCAGGUCUAAGCUGCGGCUUGGCUUAUUCUCUUACCCUGUAUUGCAGGCAGCGGACAUCUUAUUGCACAGGGCUACUCAUGUUCCUGUUGGGGAGGAUCAAAGACAGCACAUUGAGUUUUCCAGGUAUACUGCUAAUAGUUUUAACCACCUCUACGGCCAUAUUUUCCCAUCUCCAGAGGCACUCAUCUCACCUGCAAAGCGAGUUAUGUCUCUCAAAGAGCCCACCUUGAAAAUGUCCAAGUCGCAUGCCGACAGCCGAUCAAGAAUCCUCCUCACUGAUUCAUCUGAUGAUAUUCACAGGAAAGUUAAGGCUGCUCUAACUGACUCGGACACAAGCAUAACCUAUGAUCCUGUCCGCCGGCCGGGCGUGUCUAAUCUCAUAGAAAUUCUAAGCCACUUGGACGCAAGAUCGUGCGACGACUUAUCUUUGGAGUACAAAUCGGUGAGCCUUCGAGCUCUGAAAGAAGACCUGGCAAGUCGAAUCUCAGGUCACCUGCAAGGAAUAAGAGAGCGGUACUAUUCGCUCAUGGAAGACAACUCUGGAUAUCUGGAUACUGUCACAGAGCAAGGUGCCCAGGCUGCACGUGCCAAUGCCGAUGUGACUAUGAAACAGGUUAAGAAAGCCAUGGGGCUGUAA